Messenger RNA from Parastagonospora nodorum SN15, 837 nucleotides. RefSeq lists its product as hypothetical. The record is from RefSeq and is a predicted model, not a curated record. Lineage: Eukaryota; Fungi; Ascomycota; Dothideomycetes; Pleosporales; Phaeosphaeriaceae. The coding region runs from base 1 to 837 and encodes 278 amino acids. The transcript has a single exon.
AUGACGAAAGAGCAGAGUGGGCUUCUUCAGCGGUGGUAUAAAGGCUUCGCUCGUCCCGAAGUUGCGCCAACCCUACACGACGAUCGUAUAGUUGCUUUUGCAACGGCUAUACGGAGCGAACCGAGACUAGUGAUCAACUACGUUAGACAAAGACGCAACAGCAACGAUACCAUGAAGCGUAUCGCGGAAGACCAAGACACAGAGGAGAGUCCUCCACGUUCAGGAAAGAAAGAAAACCCUACUCCAGAACCAUACACACUUGCUACGGCAAACAAGCACCUCCCCCCAACUAUCCUACCAAUCGUGGAAAGAUAUGUCUCCGGCUGUCGUCGCCGACGCUCUCAAAACGAUGGCCGCCGCUCCGUCAACACCGGCCCAUACCGAUGUACCUUCGGUUGUGGCUACCGAACGAAACGCGCCUUCGACUGGCGUCGUCACGAAGAAACACACGAGCCCCAGGAGCUUUGGCUAUGCGAUAUCUGCGGUCAGACCGACAGUCACAAUCCGUUCUUGGUCAACCGCAAAGACAAGUUCUUGAAGCAUGUGGCAGAUAAACACGCAGAGGUGGCCGCUGAUGCUGUGAUCGACAAGAGCAAGUUGGAGUUUGUGCCGAGGACGGAGUUGGGUUGUCGGUACUGUGGAGAGGAGAGUGCGAGUUGGGAUGAGAGGUGUAGGCAUGUGCUUGGGCACUUUGAGGAUGAGGUUGAGAAGAGUAUGAAGAGGGUUAAGGUGGUACACGAGGAACUACACAACGGCAGAGAAGUGGUUCCAGGUGAGUGCUCGAACGUAGCUUCAAGUGAGAAGAUCAGGACUGGUGUCCCUGACAUUCUGAAUUGA